GUUCGCAGUGUGUGUGUGUGUGAAAGUGCAGUGAAAUUAUGUUAUUAUCUAAUGUUUUUAGUGAUAAUUUUAGUGUUUAGGUGAAAAUAGUGUGCAUUAAUGCAGCGGUUUUUCUAUCAUGGCAUUGGAUUUACGCCUGCAUUCUCCGGCAGGCGCGGAACCUAUUGUUUAUACAUGGCCCCUCACUUCAGGUCAUGGUUCGGAAAAACACGAUGGGGCCUUGGAGAUAGUAGAAACAAUAAAAUGGGUGUGCGACGAUCUGCCGGAGAUGAAGGCGGCGCUGGAGAACAACAUCCUGUGCGACUUCGACACCCACUCGUACGAGAGCAUGAGAGCUCUCUGCGACCGAUUCAACCGCGCCAUAGAUUCCGUUGUCGCUUUGGAAAAGGGAACUUCACUGCCAGCUCAACGUUUAAACAAGUACCCAUCAAGAGGCUUAUUGAGACAUAUUUUACAGCAGACAUACAAUCAAGCAGUCUCAGACCCAGAUAAAUUAAAUCAAUAUGAGCCAUUUUCACCUGAGGUAUAUGGUGAAACUUCAUACGAGUUAGUAUGCCAAAUGAUAGAUCAGAUCGAAAUCACUGCCGAAGAUGUGUUCGUGGACCUUGGCUCGGGUGUGGGGCAAGUGGUCCUGCAGAUGGCGGCGGCGACACCCUGCCGCAUCUGUUUUGGCGUGGAGAAAGCAGAAGUUCCUAGCAAAUAUGCUGAAAGCAUGGAUUUAAAUUUUAGAACUUUAAUGCGGUGGUACGGUAAAAAGUUCGGUGAAUACAAAUUAAUAAAAGGCGACUUUUUGAUGGAUGAACACAGAGAAAAAAUAAAUGCAGCGACGAUCGUCUUCGUAAACAACUUUGCGUUUGGCCCAAAUGUUGAUCAUCAGUUGAAAGAAAGAUUUGCUGAUUUGAAAGACGGAGCAAAAAUUGUAUCAUCGAAAAGCUUUUGUCCAUUAAACUUCAGAAUAACAGAUAGAAACUUGAGCGAUAUCGGCACUAUCAUGCACGUCAGUGAGAUGUCGCCUCUGAAGGGAUCAGUGUCAUGGACGGGGAAGCCAGUCUCUUACUAUUUACAUAUUAUAGAUAGGACUAAAUUGGAGAGAUACUUUCAAAGACUGAAAAAUCCGAAACUCAAGGUCAGCAAAAGGGGUGUUCAAGACGAGGGCGAGACGAGUGGCAAGAGGAACCUGAGCGCGCCGCCCACGCGCCAGCCCACGCCGGACCUGCUCAACGGGAACAGCAACCACAGCACCGGCUCGCUGCCGGAGCGCCGCCGCAAGGUCGCCAGGCAGCGGCCCGUCAGGGGAGAGAACGGUCGGACGCGAGCGCGCGCGGCCGUGGCCAAAAGACGCGUGGCGCGGCGCUCGACGGACGAAAGCGACGAGGAGUCCAGCGGCACCGACGACGCGCCCCCGGGGCCCGAGCCCGCGCCGCGCGAGUGGGGCGCGCCAUGGGCUUCCUCUUCAGAUUCAAAUCGGAGUCGGCGGUCGGCGAGCAAACGCAGCGCGAGCGCUGGGGGCGCGCGGCGCAGGGCCGCCGCCCGCGCCAAGCGCCGGCGCGCCGCGCCUGCCGCCAUCGCCGGCCUCGACUUGCUACACUCCACCACGCUCGCUUCCACUGCCCAUAAUGGCACCGUAACGGCGCCGCCGCCAGGUUGCGUAGAACAGCGGCUAUCAGCUUUGGGCGUGGCUUUACAACCGGCGGAGCGCUUGCACUCAGAGCUGGACAUCCCGCGCUCGCCGACCGCGCCCUACAGCCUGCAGUUACUAUUGGAUAUGUUCCGCGACCAGUACCUAGCGCUCGUCCGCCGCAUGGCCACGCCCGAGUAUGCCGAUGAGAUCCGCCACCAGAUCGACAAGGAGAAGGAAAGAAAUCAGAAAUUGAAGUCACGUGCGUCACAAUUAGAUAAACAGAUUAAUGUGCUUAUAAGUGACAGUGUCGCACUACUAAAAGCACGUAUGAGUGAAUUGGGUAUACACGCCAAUAAUACGGUGGAUUUACUCGCCAAAGCUAAGGAAAUCGUGGGCAGGCACAAAGAACUGCAAAGUAAAGCUAGCAAACUGCAAGCUCAGGUAAACAGUAUAGAAGCUGAACAAGCUAUUCUUGUUAAGCAGAGAACGUUUGAAAUAACAGAAAAAUAUAGACAGUUAGGUCACAUACCGCCCGAUGUAGAGAUCACUCAGAGCAUGGCCCAUGAUUGUAUAUUGAAGGAGAUAUCGGCUACUUUGGCUCAUAGAAAACGGUUACAUGCGCAGGUUGGACACCUGCAGAAUGAAAUAAUGCAAAUGGAGAGGGCUAGCGAGCAGCAGAAGGUGGUUCCGACCGCCGUGCCCGUGGCCACGGUCAAGCCGCACACGGUCAACUCCAAGCCCAGGAAGCUCCGCGAGCAGCGCUCGCGCUCGCAGGAGUGGCCCGACGUGCCCGCCGUCGUCAAGAUCGAGGAGCAGAACCCCGAGCUGCUCGCGCAGAAGAUCCUCGAAACCGGCCGCCAGCUCGAGGCCGGCAAGGGCGCCAAGCCCAACGUCAUCGUCAACGGCUACGCGCGCGAGCUCGACAGGCAUAUAGACCUUCACAGGCAACAGAAAGGGAGCAUGCAGCCGAAGGUGUCGCCGCUGCAGCGCGCGCCGGUGGCGGGCGUGGCGCGCGGGCCGCAGCCGCCGCCGCUGGCGCCGCGCCACUCGCCCGCCAAGCCGCAGAAGCCGCUCAACGUCGUCGCCAAGGUGCAGGAGUCGCCCAAGGUCAUCAACUUCGAGGACCGCCUCAAGAGCAUCAUCACCUCCGUGCUCAACGAGGACCAGGAGCAGCGCAAGGCGGCGCGACAGCCGACGCCGAACCACGCGUACGCCAACGGGUACGUGCGGCCGACGAGCGGCGGCGGGGCGCUCGCGGGACACGGGGCGGGCGCGUUCGGGGCGCGAGCGGGGCCGGCCGCCGCGGCGCCCGCGCAGCCGGGCCCGGGCUUCGCGCGCGCGGCGCGGGACUUCCGGCGCGAGCGCUACCCGUUCGAGCGCGCGCGCCUGCCCGCGCACUUGGACGCGCGCCCGCCCGACCUCCGACACAUAUCGCAACCCGACUACACGCAGGUCUCCCCGGCUAAACUGGCGCUGCGUCGGCAUCUAUCGCAGGAGCGGCUGGCGGCGCCCGGCGCGCGCACCAUCGGCGACCUCGUCAACGGCGAGAUCGAGCGCACGCUCGAGAUCUCCAACCAGAGCAUCAUCAACGCGACCGUCAACCUCAGCGCGCGCUACCACGAGCCGGCCUCCGCGCACCAGCCGCUGGAAGGCUUAGCUGCAUGUUUACAAGCGCGCGUGCUGGCAUCGGAAUACUGGCGCGGGCGCAACGGAGCGACGGCGGGCCCGGGCAGCGGGAGCGGCAGCGGCAGCGGGGGCGGGGGCGGCGCCGGCGCGGGCGACGACGAGGCCGCGCGGCGCCGCUCGCCGCCGCUCGACCCGCACUCCAACACGUCCACGCCGCUCGUCGACGAGCUGCCCGACAGCGCGCGACCUGCAGAUGGCGAAGGAACCGAAGAGGUCGACGAAAGCAAAUGGCAGGACCGGAUAGCGUUUCGCUUCGACCAGAUAAUUUCGUUCGCUUCCACCGCGAUGGAGGAUAAACGGCGGCGGUCGGACGAGGCGUGCAAUACGUCUCCGGAUUCGGGGAUCGGACACGGCGAAGCGGCUCGCGGGGUGGCGCGGGCGGCGGAGGCGGCGGGCGGGGCGGGCGCGGCGGCGGCGGCGGGCGCGCCGGGCGGCUCGGACGCGCGCUCGCCGUCGCCGCUGCCGGCGCACCACUUCAAGAAGCGCUUCUUCCGCCGCGAGCAGUGGGGCGCGUGGAGCGGCGCGCCCCCGCCGGCGGCAGUGGACUGGGAGCGGCCGGCGAUGUGACGCCCGAGCAUCUAGCGCUGCGACGUCUGCCGCUUCGCGCACUGACGACGCAGCCGCGCGGUCGCGACCCGCUCGGUGGGCCGCGGUCCGCGCCGUGACCCCCGGUGCCAAAGUGGCUCCCGCGCGGCCGAACGCCCGUGCGCCGAAACGCGACAUAGGUUUGUGGACCGAGCGACGUCUGGCCGCCCCGGCGUUCCGAGGAACCCGUUUCUAUGCAGACCUCGGGCUCCUCGGUUGCGCCCGUGCCGCCGGAGCCACGCGCGCCUUAGCGUAAUUAUCGGAACACUGCCGACGCGAGAGAAUGUUUGAUGUAAAUAAGAGUCCCGAUCGCCCGCCGCCGGCCGCCUGACGGCCGUGAGUGCGCUCGACCCCUUCUCGGAUGUUGACUGUGUCGUUUUUUGUUAUAUUUUCGAAUAUAUAAUGUAAUUAUGUAUAUUAUUGAGUUUAUUUUACGUUUAAGAUUUGUAAUUAUUUAACACUAGGUUUAUGUCGCCGCUCCGUCUGGGCGCAGUGAAGAACUGUAGCGCCGCGACGGUUUGUAUUUCAUGUGUUCAUUUAGGUCUUAGAGUUUGAAAUACAUGAUUCGGUGACGAUACAGCGGAUCGUUCUUACGCCGGUCGUUUGAUGAAUGUUUGUUGUUUUAUGUGUUUCGUUCUCGAUGUUGCGGAAAGCUCACUCUCUGAAUAAUGUUCAUCAUUUCUUUGGGAAAACCUUACAUUUUAUAGCUUUUACUGCUAACGAAUGAAUAGAUUACGUAUAUAUUGUUACACAAUACAUUGUAUUAUACCAAACUAUGACAUUUUUAUAUUAAUAGGUCUGAAAAGGCUAGUGCUACCAUAUACAUUUUACUGUGUAAAAGAAUAAUAUGCAUGUUGGAUCCGUUUCCAAGACUUUCUACUAUUUCUGGAACUAAAAAGACUGCAAAUCUUAAGAACCCAUCAACAAUCAAGAAAGAAUUAAGUAUACAUUAUGUAUUAUUAUGUACAUCAUAUUAUGUACUUCCAAAUGCUGAUAACUCAUAAAAGAUUGAGUUAUAAAUGGUGAGAGUCUGUGAAUCGAUCCUGUCGAUUUUUAAUGAAGUAAUUAUACGAUACAUUUAAAAUAGUUUUAUUAAAAAGUCUGUAAUAAACACUCGAAAACAAUUAUUGUCCACUCUUUAAUCAAUUAUUAAGAAAAUAAUUGUUAUUAUGCCUACCUUAUUCAUAUGAAUAGAGUUUAAAUAGGGCGGCACUUAUUCCGCUACCACCAGGUAAAGGAAAAGAUAACUGCUUCAUUAAAAAUCAAGUGGUACAUACCUUGUACACAUACUUGUAUGUAUGUACCACGUAUCCCAGAAUAAGAAAGGGUCCAAAGUUCAGUGGCUCAAAAACUUGGUUAAAAUUCCUUUCAUGAAAAAGUUACCCGAGUUUUUGCGGAAUUAAUUUUGCAUGCAGAUUUUAUCUAUUUAUAAUAGUACUACGGUACUUCUUUCAUGAAAAGUACUAUGAUUUUCAUCAGAUAAACGCGGCAUUAUUAUGUUAUGAUUGGUACAGCUACAAAAGUUAGCCAAUAUAAGCACGCUAUUUUAAACCUAAUUGACUGGUAUAAAGAAAAAUAUUUUAUGCUACAGAACAUUGCAAAAUAAUUAAUUGCAGACUAGUCAUUAUGCACUUUACUAGUUGUGUCAUUAAGGCUUGGGCAGACCAAACGCGGGGCAGUAGCAGCGCAGUUUGAAUACGGGCCUGUGCAAGUUGUAAUACAAAAAACUCUUUUAAGUGUGUAACACCAAAUUUGAACGCGGGCGCGCGCUCCAACCGCGCCGUUACUGCAACUGCCGAACGACAAACGAGGCGGCGCGGGUGCGGGACAGAAGCGGUGCGAACGCGGGCCCGCGCUGUUGUAUUACUAUGGCGGCCAUAAUAAUAUUAGCAUGACACACCGGACGCAGGGCGGUAUCAGCGCGUUAAAAGCGGUUUUCGAAUAUUUAAAUUUUUGACAACCGCCCGCGUUGCAACUGCUUUUAAACUGCGCUGCUUUCAGUGCCUAAGCCGCGCUGCAACUGACCCGCACUGCUUCUGACUCGCGUGUGGUCUGUGGAAGCCUUUAGCGUGUUAAAUUUGGCACCUGAAAUAUCCCGUUUGAUCAGUGCAAAUAAGAUCAUUUUAUAGUCAUUGAAACAUGACUCAUUUUGACAUCCAAAAGAAAGAAGUUUUUGAGGUAAUAACAAAAGUAAAAUUCGUCACUGGCCGUAUUUUUUUUUACGCAGAAUGCUAUCCAGUCGCUAAUUGGACUCGCCCCAUCAGUAGUUCGCAUAUAUUACAAAAAUAUUGUAACUUGUUCUUCUCUUGGGUUGUAAAAUGCCUAUCGCGCUACACUUUUCAUCGAUCUAUUUAAUUUAGUGAAAAUGUAUAGUGUCAACACGCACUUUGGGGGAAGAUUUAUUUAAUAAAAGCAAUAUUUUUAUUUGAAUAUUGGCCACUUUUGUGGUCAAUAAGGUUGAUUAAAUAAAUAAUUAUGACGAAACUAUUAGCAUGAGAAGUAUAAUUCUUGUUUUGCUCUAAUACCAAACGAUAGUACAUUUUGAUGGUAUUAUGGCUAAUGUAUCUAUUUUUUACAGACUUCAAAAAGAAGUAUUUAUUUUUAUUUUGUUGAUUUUUUUUAAUUAAUGUAACGAGUAGAAUAAGGUGAAGGAUAAGCUAAAUAUAAGCGUAACACAACGGUGCAAAUAAGCGGUUAGAUGUUAAUUGUCUUAAUAUUCAAGAUUUUUGUUAUUGAAACUGGCGUCUUCCCAUAACUAGACUCACGUGAUUAAUUUUAUUACAAUGAGACGAACAGGACUUUGUAACUACGUUAUCUGUGACAAAACCUGGGAUUUUAUUAGUAGUAAUUAAUGAGCAUAGGUUUAGCAGAAAUCAUUUUGAAAAAUGAUAGUUUCGAAUUGGCUUGAGGUAAAUUUGUUCAAGGAUAAUUGAUAGCUUUAGGGUCCGGUCAUUAUAGUCACACAAAAUAUUCCUAUUAAUUUGGUUUAGUUAUUUAUGGAUUUUCAUAUUCCAUGCUACAAUUGUAAAAAUCUGAUUUGGUAUUGCAUCAGUGAAAUUAAUAUUCCUGAUUUUUAACGUGUAAUAAAUUGUUUAUUUAUUAGUUUUCAAAUUAUAUUAUAUAAAUUGGCAUUUUAAUACAUAUGUUAUAGAUUAUAUCGUGGCUUUCACUAACAGCACUUUUAGUUGGUGGAACACGAGGUCGUUUCUGAAUUUAUUAACUUGUAAAAGCUUGGUUGUGAUUCAAUUGUAGUAUAAAGCAGUACCAACAUCUCAUUACUUACCACCAGUUGCAAAAUAUUGAUUAUAAUUGGCUCAUAAUUAAUUAGCAUGUCAACUAAGUAAGAAGGACCAAGUUUAAACCGCUAGAUAUUUUAAAGGUCUUCGUCGUCGCAAUAAAACAUAUUAAAAUAGCUUAGUUGCUAUUUUUAUAGGUUAAUCAUUAAUUGUCACACGCACAUUGGUAGUCAUAAAUAAUACUUUUCGCUCACGAAGAUUAUCCGCCUUCUAGGUUUAAGACCGAAGUUUAAGAGAAUCUGAGUUUUCUUAGACGUGUAGUUAUAAAAAUUGUGGUACUUACUUA
Messenger RNA from Ostrinia nubilalis (European corn borer), 7474 nucleotides. It is a transcript of the gene gpp, whose product is annotated as histone-lysine N-methyltransferase, H3 lysine-79 specific. Gene Ontology annotation, cellular component: nucleus. Gene Ontology annotation, molecular function: histone H3K79 methyltransferase activity. Lineage: Eukaryota; Metazoa; Arthropoda; Insecta; Lepidoptera; Crambidae. Bases 119 to 3874 code for a protein of 1251 amino acids. The transcript is spliced from 17 exons. The record is from RefSeq and is a predicted model, not a curated record. Gene Ontology annotation, biological process: DNA damage checkpoint signaling; regulation of transcription regulatory region DNA binding; DNA repair.